Molecule: messenger RNA, 3828 nt
Organism: Schizosaccharomyces cryophilus OY26
Lineage: Eukaryota; Fungi; Ascomycota; Schizosaccharomycetes; Schizosaccharomycetales; Schizosaccharomycetaceae
Product: ATP-dependent RNA helicase Dhr1
Exons: 2
Coding region: 51-3683 (1210 amino acids)
Biological process (GO): maturation of SSU-rRNA from tricistronic rRNA transcript (SSU-rRNA, 5.8S rRNA, LSU-rRNA)
Cellular component (GO): intracellular anatomical structure; nucleolus
Molecular function (GO): ATP binding; RNA binding
Source: RefSeq, a predicted model, not a curated record
AGCUUCUUCGCCCUUAACCAAUUUUAUUUAAUUAUAGGAUUCCGUAAACAAUGGGCCGCUUAAGGAAGAGAUUUAAUGAGAAAGGCCGUCAGAGCGGCAUCCAAAAGAUGCUUAACCUGAAAAAGGCACGAUUGCAUCGCUCUGUACGAGAACAAGACGAUGCCUCUCCAGAACACCCAAAACCCAUCCUUGAGGAGCCUCAAACUACUGAUUCCAACGUGGACGUAAUAACGGAUGAAGAUAAAAAGGAAAAAGAGGAGAGGAGACGCCAAUUACAAGACCAAUUGAUGAAAGAAAAUGAAGGCACCACUAUGUCUAGUAAAAAGAAAAAGCGGUUGGACAAAUAUAUCGAAAAUAAAUUAAAGAAAGAGACCUCUGCAGCUUUAAUGGCGAAAAUUGCCGAGGAACGCGUUGACACAUCUCUACUCUAUAGUACCAAGGACCUAGGAAAGCCAAGGACUGCUAAGGAACGAUUACAGAGAUCCUUGUUGGAAGAGAAGAAGGGAUUACCAAUCUCUGAUCCUUCUAGCCGUCUAUAUACGUCCGUCGAAGUGAACGAGUCUCAGCCAUCAACGUCCGAUACGAGCAUAGCUAGCACCCCUACAAACAAAAGUGCCCCCGGUUCUGGUUUAAGAUUCGGAUUCUCCAGCACUUCUGCUCCCUCUGGGGCUGUCACUGCUGCUCCUUUGAAAGUUCUGCCUCCCAAACGGAAGAGAUCAUUUCGAUGGGGGAAGAACGAAGAUUUUGAUGAUGCUGAUCAUGACUCUGAUGAACAGGAUUAUUUAAGCACAGAUAGUGAAGAAGAAGACGAAGCUGAUACAGGAUCUGAUGAUCAAUCACUCUCAGAAGACAGCCUUAUUGAAAACGACAAAGAGGAAGCUGCGUCUGACAAGAACGUUAACGGUCUUUCAAAAGAAGUCAUUGAGGCAAAACCAGUGACUGAGGAAAAACCUGAAGCUGUGCAGCAUCCCGAUCUUCAUAGUGAAGAAUUUGACCUAAAUUCGUCAGAAGAAGAAGCUAGUGCUGAUGAAAGUGAUGAAGCUAACGAGAACGAUGUUUCUGAAAGAGCUAACCGUUUCAAGUCUUGGGCAACACAACAACUUCUUCCUGGUGACUCAUUCGAGCAUGAAGAGCAAGAAUCUGUUAUUUCAGCUCAAAACGACCAGAUCCGUGAGCGCAUAAGGAAUCCGAGAAAACUCAAAAGAACUGAAGAAGAUCCUGAUGUUUUACCUGUUGGUGUUGACGAAGUGAAAAAUCGAAAGACAACGUACAAAAUCGUAAAUCGUCCUCCCGAGAUUCAAGAAUCCAGACUUGCACUUCCUAUAGUUGCAGAAGAACAAAGUAUUAUGGAACAUGUGUUUGCUGAUGAUGUGGUUAUAGUCUGCGGUGCUACCGGAAGUGGUAAGACGACUCAAGUUCCUCAAUUUUUAUUUGAAGCUGGAUUCGGUUCUCCUGAAUCAGAUACCCCUGGUAUGAUUGCAGUAACACAGCCUCGUCGUGUAGCUGCCGUUAGUAUUGCUAAGAGGGUUGCCGAAGAACUCACAGGCUUUUCCUCUAAAGUUAGUCAUCAAAUUCGGUUUGACAGUACUGUUAAUCCCGAAACAGCUAUUAAAUUUAUGACUGAUGGUGUUUUGAUUCGUGAAUUAUCCUCUGAUUUUUUGCUGAGUUCGUAUUCGGCCAUCAUCGUUGACGAGGCUCAUGAACGUAGUGUAAAUACCGAUAUCCUGCUUGGUCUUCUAAGCCGUAUCGUUCGUCUGCGAAGAGAAAUGAGUGAGAAUGAUCCAAAGAUAAAACCUCUUAAAUUGUUGAUCAUGUCUGCCACACUUCGUGUUUCUGAUUUUGCAGAAAACAAACAGCUUUUUGCUCAAUCUCCCCCAAUUUUGAAGAUUGAUGCUAGACAAUAUCCUGUCUCCAUCCAUUUCAACAGAACAACGAAGCCAAAUUAUAUAGAAGAUGCAUAUGACAAAGUGUGUAAAAUCCAUAAUCGAUUACCGGCUGGUGCAAUUUUGGUAUUUUUAACAGGUCAGCAAGAAGUGGAGCAAUUAUGUUCAAUGCUCCGAAAACGGUUUAUUCGAUCUUAUAAGCCUCAACGUAAACAGAAUGGACGUGUUGCUGUUUCUAGGAAAGAAAUUUCGUUAGAAAAUGAAGAUAUUCAAUCUGACAAUGAAGACGAAGAGAAAAAUAUCUCGCCAAAAUUAGACGCUAUUGAACUUGACAAAGAAUCUGAGCCGAUGCAUGUUUUGCCCCUUUACUCUCUAUUGACUACUGAGAAUCAAUUAAAGGUUUUCGAAAAACCACCGGAGGGUCAUAGAAUGUGUAUUGUUGCUACCAACAUCGCAGAAACCUCUAUCACUAUUCCGAAUGUACGAUAUGUAGUGGACUGUGGAAAAGCAAAAGAACGCGUUUAUAAUGAACAUACCUCAGUUCAAAAGUUCGAAGUUAGCUGGAUCAGCAAAGCAAACGCGGAUCAACGUGCUGGUCGUGCAGGCCGUACUGGACCAGGUCACUGCUAUCGACUCUACUCUUCUGCCGUAUACGAUAGAGAAUUUAGUCAACAUUCUUUGCCAGAGAUUUUACGCGUACCAGUUGAAAGUAUUGUGUUGCAAAUGAAAAGUAUGAACAUUGAUAAUGUUGCGAAUUUUCCUUAUCCUACUGCACCUAGUCGUGCAAGCCUUCAAAAAGCGUUGCAAUUACUAUCAGUACUAGGCGCUAUUGACCGUGAAGGCCAGCUCACAAAAUUAGGAGAACAAAUGUCGUUGUUUCCGCUUUCUCCAAGAUUUUCCAAAAUGCUUAUAAUUGGUCAGCAACAUGGGUGUCUUCCUUACGUUAUUGCAUUGGUUGCAGCGCUUUCUAUUAAUCAGUUGUUUGUGUCCAAGCAAUCACUUUUAUAUGACGCUAAUAGAAAAGAAUCAGUGUCGGAAGAAACUGAAAUUAUUGAAAACGAAGACUUGAAGCAACGUGAGGAACAUAAAAAUAGGUUACGUGGAUUUUAUAACGCUCUUUUUAAAUUUCAAGCUAUAGAUACAGAUUCUCCUGCCCUGAGGUACCUAAGUGCAGUAUGUGCUUAUGACUAUGCAGCCGAUAAAAUUAGGUUUUGCAAAGAAAAUUAUCUUCUUUUUAAGGCUUUAGAAGAAGUAUUUAACCUCAGAAAACAGUUAAUUAACCUUUUAAAGAGGUAUCUUUCGAGUACCAAUAAUGAUUUCACUAAGAUUCAACUGAAGCCUCCGUCUGAUAUACAAAUCAAGGCAUUACGACAGUUCAUUGCUUCUUCCUACAUUGACCAGAUUGCGUCCUACGACCAAGAAAAGGGAGGGUAUGUCACAUUAUUUCCAUGUGGAGCUGAAACGGCACGAUUUGUUCCAGACACCUCUCCUAACUUCCAGCCUCAGUAUGCUGUGUAUCAACGUCUUCACGAAAGCUCUACUGGACGUGUGUAUAUGGAACCUUUGACAUCGGUUACUGGACAACAAUUGGCCCGACUGGCAAAAAAUUCUAGCUUAAUAUCUUACUCAAAACCUUUGUCUUAUCCUCCUAUCCGCUACAUUGACGAUGGUGUUAAACGGGAGUGUUAUGUUAUACCAAUUUUGAGUUCACAUACGGGUUCAGGUGGAGCUUCAUGGAAUCUUCCUGCUGAAAAAGUUUUACAAAAGCGUACUAAUGGAAGAUGGGAAACAGUUCAAUAAAUCAACAACUCUGUUAUAUUAAUCUUUUGAAGAACGAGUGAAAAGUUGACUAGUCCCGUGAGUGCUUAAUUAUACUUACGGAAACAAAAACUAGUAGAAUUUUGGAAUGGUUAGGUAGGUAUUUUGGGAUAAUUAAUAAUACGGA